This is a messenger RNA of Fusarium venenatum, 3036 nucleotides long. RefSeq lists its product as uncharacterized. Gene Ontology annotation, cellular component: SIN/MEN two-component GAP complex; mitotic spindle pole body. Gene Ontology annotation, molecular function: GTPase activator activity. Gene Ontology annotation, biological process: mitotic spindle orientation checkpoint signaling; regulation of Ras protein signal transduction. NCBI's taxonomy places the organism in Eukaryota, Fungi, Ascomycota, Sordariomycetes, Hypocreales, Nectriaceae. The record is from RefSeq and is a predicted model, not a curated record.
AUGGAACCAUUACGACUUAAACCCCGACAACCUGUGGAGGCCGACAUAGAAGAUUGGGAUGACGAUGACUUUGUUGUGGAAGGCGACGACUUGUCCUUUCGCAGUCCAUCCACAGCAACAAACAUCCCAUCACGUCCAUCAUCUUCGAGACGCCGCGAUUCUGGCUCUUCGCACUUCUCAUUCCGAUCUGAGGCUGAGGGGGAGGAAGAGAAGCAUGUUCAUAUUCCAGGCGACGACGAGAAGUCGACUCUUGACGCUAUCGCUGCUGCACAAAAUGCUGGCAUUCCCUUACCAACCAAUGUUCCAUCCUCUGCCCUUAUGGGCGGUACGAUCAAGCGCCUUGGUGGACGAAAGAUCCGAAAGGUCAUUCACGAUGAUUGGGAGAACGACUUAGAGAUCCCCGAAUCCUCUCAAGGCCUCAAAAUAAAGAGGCCAGAACAACCCAAAUCCCCCGAAACCUCGCGACAUGUCAGUUUUGGAUCAACUUCUACUCACACUAGUCCUAUCAAUUGGGGCAAUUCGCCUCCCACUUCACCUUUUGACAAGGAUAUUCGAAGAGAAUCUGGCCAAUCCAUUCAGUCUUUUCAGAGCAUGCAGUCUAUUCAAUCUGCUACAAGCAAUCUUUCGGCAGCUAUCAAUUUGGAUAGAUUCAAGGACGGUGACGAUGACGAUGAUUUCUUUGACGGUGGUGACACUAUCAGAGCCUCCAAGAGUCAUCAACUUCCGAAGCCUAUUUCAUUCAUCACACCUCCUACUCCUCAGAGGGAUGCCAAGCCCGCCAAUGUCGCCAGUACUGAUGAUGAUUUUGAGGCGGAUCUUGAGCUUCCGUCAGAUGGAAAACUGAAGCUCUCCAUGAGAAAGGAGAUCCCAAAGACACCUGCUAACCAGUCGGAUGAUCUGGAUUGGGGAGAAGGGAGCCUGGGCACUCGAUGGGGCGGAACUCGGCGAGACACACGUUCUGCUCGUAACUCUGCUGCUUCUGCGCUCAGCCCAAGUAUUUCGAGUUCGAUCACUGCUGAGAGCGAAGAUGAGACGUUCGAUGGAUUGAUCUUACCCGCUGGUCCUGUUAACUGGACCGAGAGGCUCCAGCAACGCCGAAAGAGUAAAUCUCCUAACCGAAUCUCCGAGGAACCCAUCGUGCCCCCCAAGAAAGCUCCAGCUGAAGCUGAUAAACCUGACUUUCUUGAUGGGCUUGAUAUUGGCGAAGGAGAUGUUUUUGACUCAAGCAAGCUCACUCUGCACAAGAAUGUUAAAGUCAAGGAGACGCGACCGGCUAGCCCGGCCCGUCCUAAAACGGCACUGUCUCUCACGUUCACAAACAAACCAGUCAAUUCAACUCGGAUACCCCGCCUGAAUCACCAUGAGCGAACUCACUCAACAUCGCUGGAGCCGGUCUCUGAGAGCGGUGGUCCUAUUCUCCAGCGUGCCCGCCGCUCACAUUCUAGAAUGGGUCACUCGGCUCAGUCAUCCAUCGCCAGUAUGCCAACCCCUACCACAACUUCACCAUCUCGUGGGAUGCCACCGCCACCACCACGCAGAAGGGAAGUUGGCACGCGAACCUCGACAAACUCGCUUCGCAAUGAACCUACAACAACUAGCGCUCAGCUUCUUAAGCAGAAACGCUCGAUGCCAGCGAUUCGAGCGUCGAACACCCCAGCUAGACAGCCGGCGUACCGCCAUGAUAGGCCGCCAUCAAGAUCGGAAAGCAACCGACCGUCAUCUGGAAUACGACCAAAGACGCCCACCGAACGACAGCGACAAGGUUCAAUGGAUAGCCCCGCAACUGUCCGCAAGUCUCACCUUCCGUUUCUGCCAGUUGGUGCUUCUCAAUCACAGUCGCAGCACGUUGCUACCAGGCGUAGUGGAUUCCGUCGUCAUGACUCUGACACUUCCAUCGGCUCUAUUGAUUUGCGUCCCGGUUCUCGCACAAUUUCGCGAUCCACAAUGCGAUCGCCUAGUCCCAACCAUCGUCACCGUGCGACUGCUGACACAUGGGAGCGUUUGAGCAAGCCAAAGAACAAGAAGAACUUUGGCGAUGGUCACGAGUUGGACGGGUUUGAUGAUCUGCCAACGUCCAGAGAAACGGAAACGAGGUACCUGAAACAGCCUACCAGCUCAGGACCGAAGGUUGCCAUGCGCAACAAACUCUACCAGAACGUUCUUCCAGACAGGAACUUGGUGAACUCCCCAUCGGUCCCUGCCCCUCGACCUUCCUUUACUCCUCAUUUUGCUCGUGACACCGCUGCAAGUAGAAUUGCACGAGAGACUGCACUGGCGCAACGAGUCCCUAGCAAUGGUCCGUUGACACCUUUGAACUCUCAGCGGACCACUCAACUUUCGUCGAGGAGUAAUUUGACUCCCACCAUUCCCCACCACUCAAACAUUCGAUCAAGGAAGCACAAGCGACCUCAGCAGACAAAGCCACAUUUAAUUUCGAACCUGAACAGUGGCAAAGAAUCAAAGAUGGUCAACGGAAUGUUUUACAACGCAGACACAUAUAGAUGGGAGGGCAACGAGAAUGCCCUCAACGUGUUUGAACCGCCAGUACAGACACCUACUCAAGUCGUCGCCUCAACCACCACGCGCGAGAAGGAUUCAUCGACACCUCGCCCAGCAUUGAUCACGAACAUCAGCGCUACCAAGGGUGUCCAGGUCGUCGGUGGCAUGGUGUUUGAUCCUCAAAACAUGUGUUGGCUCAAACUGGACAACCCAGCUAAACCAUCCUCCGAGACUAGCGAUACCAUGGAUGGUUUCGAUGCGCUCGACGAUGAGGAUGUUUUCAAAGAUAUUCCAGAUUUGGAAGAUAACACUGCUGAUGAGGAGGGCGCCCAAGGUCGUGGUAGCGACAUUAAAGACGAAUGGCUUGUCGGCGAAGAGUUCGACGUUGGUCCCGAGUUCAUCAGACGACAACGAGAAGAAGAGGACCGGUGGAGAAGAAAGUGCGAGAAAUGGAUCGGCCGAGGAUCCAGAGAUCGCGAAACUUGGCGGUGGACGAUACGCGAGCUUGUCUCACAGUUCGACGAUUUGGCGAUGUGA